AUGACGGGGGGGAGCGGCGCUCCGCAGAGGAACGUCUCGUCCGCGGACGGGAGCGCGGAGCUGCUGCGCUUCCCCUGGGCGGUGUCCGUGCUCGCCACCGUGCUCAUCACCACCAUCGUGGUGGACAUCCUGGGCAACCUGCUCGUCAUCUUCUCCGUCUUCAGGAACAGGAAACUCAGGAAAGCAGGAAAUGCCUUCGUGGUGAGUUUGGCAGUGGCAGAUUUGGUGGUGGCCAUCUACCCGUACCCCCUGGUGCUGACGGCCAUCUUCCACGACGGCUGGAUAGCGGGCUACAUCCACUGCCAGAUCAGCGGCUUCCUCAUGGGCCUCAGCGUCAUUGGCUCCAUCUUCAACAUCACCGGCAUCGCCAUCAACCGCUACUGCUAUAUCUGCCACAGCCUGCAGUACGACAAGCUCUUCUCCAACAAGAACACGGUGUGCUACGUGAUCCUCGUGUGGGUGCUUACCACCUUGGCCAUCGUGCCCAACUGGUUCGUGGAGUCGCUGCAGUAUGACCCACGCGUCUACUCCUGCACGUUUGCCCAGUCUGUCAGCUCGCUCUACACCAUCACCGUUGUGGUGGUCCAUUUUAUCCUACCUAUCAGCAUCGUCACCUACUGCUACCUGCGCAUCUGGGUCCUUGUCAUCCAGGUACGCAAGCGGGUCAAGCCGGACAACCGACUCAAGAUCAAGCCGCACGACUUCCGCAACUUCCUCACAAUGUUUGUGGUGUUUGUGCUCUUUGCCGUGUGCUGGGCGCCGCUGAACCUGAUUGGCCUGGCAGUGGCCGUGAACCCCCGGCUGGGCUUGGCCAUCCCCGAGUGGCUUUUCACCGCGAGCUACUUCAUGGCCUAUUUCAACAGCUGCUUGAACGCGGUCAUCUACGGCGUCCUGAACAACAACUUUCGCAAGGAGUACAAGCGAAUCGUGAUGGCCAUCUUCAAGCUCCGCUGUUGAAAGUCGUGAGGAGACGAGCCCUCGACUCCAGCGGCUGACACCGUCCGCAAAGUGCAAAGGUCUUCUGAGAGCAAACGGAAAAAAAAUCUAUAACGGCUGAAUGUAAAUAAGAUAUCGACACGAACACCAGAUACAACUUUUCUAAUGAGUUUCAUCUGUCCGAACUCAUGUUUCGUCUGCACAUGUACACCAUGUUUCGGGUGUGCUCCUCAGAAGAGUUAAUUGAUGUUUGAAUGCUCCUUCUGCAGCUCUGGAUUUCGCACACAAACACAGUUCUCCCGAGACCUGACGAUUUCUAUUCCAAAGAAAUAUCUGUAGGGUUAUCAGUACAAUUCCAGAGGCGCAGUUAUGCCACAACAAACCAGACCAAUUGUCGAUGCCCGUUGCUGUUGCGGUAAACAAGGUUUUUUAAAGCUUUCAAAGUCAACUGUGGUUUAAAUUAUUUAACAAGUGGAUUUUGCUCACUGUACUUUGUCUGAGGACAAAGAGACAUUGUGGCGAUGAAUUUUCACU
This is a messenger RNA of Scleropages formosus (Asian bonytongue), 1470 nucleotides long. It is a transcript of the gene mtnr1al, whose product is annotated as melatonin receptor type 1A like. Gene Ontology annotation, molecular function: melatonin receptor activity. The record is from RefSeq and is a predicted model, not a curated record. NCBI's taxonomy places the organism in Eukaryota, Metazoa, Chordata, Actinopteri, Osteoglossiformes, Osteoglossidae. The transcript has 2 exons. Bases 1 to 957 code for a protein of 318 amino acids. Gene Ontology annotation, cellular component: plasma membrane. Gene Ontology annotation, biological process: G protein-coupled receptor signaling pathway.